Molecule: messenger RNA, 2131 nt
Organism: Cynara cardunculus var. scolymus (artichoke)
Lineage: Eukaryota; Viridiplantae; Streptophyta; Magnoliopsida; Asterales; Asteraceae
Product: nicastrin
Exons: 16
Coding region: 116-2131 (671 amino acids)
Biological process (GO): protein processing
Cellular component (GO): membrane
Source: RefSeq, a predicted model, not a curated record
GAAAUCAAAGAGGAGCGAAGAAUAGAAAGGGCUUCAAAUUUCAUGUCCAUGGCAGCCUAGGGUUUAUUGAUUGAUUUACGCCCAUAAUAUAUCUUGACCGCAGCCGUGUUCUGCCAUGACUUCCACCGCCACAGGGCUCCUGUUUUCUCUUCUAUGUUUACUCGCCAGUCUUCACGUUUCAUUCUCUGCUUCAGAACAGUUGGCAUUCGAGUCGGUUCCUGACCUAGAGAAAUCCAUGUACAUGGUCCUGGAUGGAUAUCCUUGUGUACGAUUACUCAAUCUUUCUGGGGAAAUCGGCUGUGCUAAUCCUGGCCUUGAUAAAGUUGUAGCUCCUAUUGUUAGAUUCAAGAAUGGCAUAGAAUUGGUUCGUUCAACAACAAUACUAGUGCCAUUGUAUGAUUUUGACAGAUUACUUUCAAGAGUAUCAAGUGAUUCAAACUUUGCUAGAAACGUAGCUGGUGUAUUAGUUGAAUCAGGAACUCAAAAUCAAACCCAUUUAACUGGAUCAUCUCCCGACAAGAAGUUUCCUCAAGCUGAAUUUGCUCCUUACGAGAACAACAAAUUUGAGUGGAAUCCAACUGGAUCUGGUAGUAUGUGGAGGCGUUAUGAUUUUCCUGUAUUCUUGCUGUCUGAAAGCAGCACACAAACGCUGCAGGAGAUUGCUGUUAAAAAUGAAAAUAAGAAGGAAACAUAUGCUGCAGAUGUGACUGAAUUUGAUCUAGUGAUGCAGACAACUAAAGCAGGAACUCAUGAUUCCGAAUCAUGUCUGAGAGAAGGAACGUGUCUCCCGUUGGGUGGAUAUAGUGUUUGGUCAGCCCUUCCAACAACAAAUGUUUCAGCCUCAAGCAGGGAAAAGCCUGUAGUAUUGACUGUGGCAUCUAUGGAUUCUGCUUCAUUUUUCCGUGACAAGAGCCUAGGUGCAGAUUCUCCCAUAUCUGGAAUGAUAUCACUGCUUGCAGCAGUGGAUGCUCUUUCACGUAUUGAGGAUUUAGAUACCCUUGCUAAGCAGCUCGUUUUUGUUGUUUUUACUGGAGAAGCUUGGGGCUACCUUGGUAGUCGGAGAUUUCUUCUUGAACUUGAUCAACACACGGAUGCUGUUCAUGGGAUUAACAACACAUUGAUUGAAACGGUUAUAGAGGUUGGAUCUGUUGGGAAGGGCUAUGAUCAGGGUGUCAAGACCUUCUAUGCUCAUACGACUGGGGUAUCAUCUGCCACAAAUGAAACACUGAAGGCUUUACAACAAGCUCGAGACUCACUUGGAACUGAAAGCAUUAAGUACUCUACAGCAAGUAAAUCUAAUCCUGGAAUUCCUCCAUCUUCCUUCAUGUCAUUUUCAAGACAGAACCCUCAUGCCGCUGGUGUUGUAUUGGAGGACUUUGAUUCUGCUUUCACAAACAAAUUUUACCAUAGUCAUCUAGAUGAUAUUUCUAAUAUCAAUUCUUCAGCGAUAGUGGCAGCUGCUUCUCUUGUUGCCCGUACACUUUACAUUCUUGCCAGCGAUAAUAAGGAUCUGAGUUCUUCAUCCUUAAAUGCAGUCAAUGUAAAUACCUCUCUGGUCGACGAACUUUUGGGUUGUUUACUUAGUUGUGAACCAGGUCUGUCAUGUGAGCUGGUGAAGCGUUAUAUUACGCCCUCCUCUACCUGCCCAAGCCAUUAUGUUGGUGUUAUUCAAGGGGAUCCUUCUUUAGAACCUUUCCUUGGUUAUGUGGGAGAUGUUCCAAGAUUUGUGUGGAAUUUUAUGGCUGACAGAACAUCUACCCCAUUGAAGGAUGUCAGUCCUUGCUCUGAAAACUGCAGCAUGAGUGGUGGAGUAUGCAUCAAACAAGAGAUAGAUGGGAAAGGAAUCUGUGUUACCUCCACAACCAGGUACGUUCCUGCUUAUUCCACUCGCUUGAAAUACGAGUCUGGUACCUGGAGUGUGUUGCCUCCCAAUUCUUCGGAUCUCAUGGGAGCAGCGGAUCCCGUGUGGGCAGAGAGCAAUUGGAAUGUAAUUGGUCUUCGUGUUUACUCAGUCCAGGGUGCUGCUUACGAUCGCCUGAUUUUAAUGGCUGGUGUUGUCGUUACAGCUUUGUCAUACCUUUUAAUCGUGAUCGUUAAAGCUAUUAUCGCAAAGGCUUUAAAACAAGAUUGA